GCUACAAACGAACUCGACGGUUUCGUGCUGUUGUUGCUGUUUCUGUUGCUGCUGUUGCUGUUGUCUCUGCUGCUGCUGCUGCUGCUAUUGCUGCUGCUGCUGCUUCUGUCUCGAUCUCAAUCUCAAUUUCGAUUCAUUCCCGCACUCAACGCGCUCGCGAAUAGUUUAACAUUUUUUUGGGCUCUCUGACCAACCAACAAAAGAAGUGAAGUGAGAAGUGACAGUGACAGUGUGACAGUGACAGUGUGACGCUGAAAUGAAGCCGUAGAGUGUCUAAAGACGCAAAUAAUAUACGAAAUAGCAAAAGAAAGAAAAAUAACAAGAUAAAAAAAAAAAACACACACAAACCUUAAAGAGCUCUACAAGUUGACAAGCGACAUUCGACAUGAGUGCCAAAGAUACGGGCCAUGUUAAUGGCGCCUUUAAUGGUGCUGAGGUCUCACUCGAUAUACCCACAAAUACUCUAUAUCACACAUCCCGAGACUGCAUCGUCCAGCAGGAGGAGGAGCCCAUAUCUUCAGGUGGUUGGGCGGAUUCUUGUCGCAGCACUUGUGCGAAUAUUUUCCGUAAAAAAACGCUACAGAAAAGAUUUCCCAUACUCGUCUGGCUGCCACAGUACAAAAAGGACUAUAUUUUUGGGGACAUUGUGGCCGGCAUUUCGGUAGCCCUGACUGUGAUACCUCAGGCCUUGGCUUAUGCUGGAAUUGCUGGUCUGGAUUUGCAGUAUGGACUGUACGCCUGUUUUCUCGGCUGCUUCAUCUAUAUCUUUAUUGGCUCCAGCAAGGAUGUGCCCAUUGGACCAACUGCCAUUUCGGCGCUGCUAUCAUUCCAAAUCGCUGGCGGAAGUUGGCAAAUGGCCACGUUGUUGACCUUUCUCACCGGACUCAUUGAAAUUCUGAUGGGCAUCUUUCGACUCGGAUUUCUCAUAGACUUUGUGUCGGGUCCUGUCGGCGCGGGAUUCACCAGUGCCGUGUCCUUGAUCAUCUUCAGCUCACAGAUGAAGGAUCUGCUAGGCAUACGCACCAGUGGAAACACCUUUCUCCAGGUGUGGAUCAGCAUCAUCAACGAUAUACACAACAUCAGCUGGCCAGACUUUGUGCUCGGUCUCAUCUGCAUCGUUAUGUUGCUAAGUCUUCGUGCCUUGGCCAGUUGUAGCUUGGGACCCAAGCAGGGCAAAUCCACCUGCCAACGGCUGCUCACAGGCAUCUUCUGGACGGUGGGCACAGCACGUAAUGCUCUGUUGGUUUGUGGCGCCGCAGGACUCGGCUAUUGGCUGUCCAUCAGUGGCAAUGAGGAGCUGGUGCGCACAGUGGGCUUUGUGCCCAAAGGAAUGCCCGAGUUUCAACCUCCUCCCUUUCAUAUGGAUGCGGUGGUGAACGAGACAAGUGGUUUAGUGUUGGCGGAUGCUCAAAGCUUUUGGGAUAUGGUCAGCACACUUGGCUCUGGCUUGAUUGUGGUGCCAAUGAUUGCGCUGCUGGAAACCAUGGCUGUGGUCCAAGCAUUUGCUGAUGGCAAACCCACAGAUGCCACACAGGAGCUAAUUGCCUCUGGCAUUUGCAAUGUGGCCAAUUCCUUUGUCCAAGGACUGCGCAGCAAUGGAGGCGUGGCACGUGGCGCCAUCCUCAAUGCCAGUGGAGUGAGGACACAACUCUCCAAUCUCUACACAAGUGUCAUAGUCAUCAUUGCCUUGCUCUACCUCACGCCGUGCUUCUACUACAUCCCAAAGGCGGCGCUGGCAGCUAUCAUCAUAGCUGCUGUGGUCUUUAUGGUCCAGUACAGAGUCAUCAAGCCCAUGUGGCACAGCAAGAAGACGGAUCUGAUACCUGGUCUGGGCGCAUUCUUUGCCUGCUUGGUGUUGCCUCUUCAGCUGGGCAUUCUGGUGGGCAUUGGCAUCAAUGUGGUCUUUAUACUCUACCAGGCGGCGCGUCCCAAGCUGCGCAUAGAAACUCUAUCUACUCCUCAGGGAGAGAGAUAUUUAAUGUUGACGCCAGAUCGCUGCCUUAUCUUUCCAUCGAUGGAGUUUGUGCGGAAAGUGAUCAACAAGCAGGGCGUCAAGUCCACACUGCCCGUUGUGAUCGACUGCACCCACAUCUAUGGGGCUGAUUUCACAGCUGCCAAGGUGAUAUCGACCAUGGUAACAGAUUUUGCGCAGCGUCAGCAGCCGCUGUUCUUCUACAAUCUACAGUCGAGAGUGGCACAGGUGUUUGAGGGCCUCAACAAAGAUCUGGUGGCCAUCUACGAUAUCAGCACGCUGCACGCCAAGCUCGCCGAAAAGACGCACACAUAACCUCGUUAUAUGAUAGAUUAAUUUUAGUCUUUGUAUUUAUUUCACAAAAACAAAAAGAAAAGAAAAAAAAAAGAAGCAAAACUCUGCUAGACCAAUUUCAAUGCUUUCGCGAGGCCAGCGACUUGUUUCGUUUGGUUUAGGCCAAAAAUGAAAAAGAAGCGAUGUGAUGAGAUGAGAUGAAA
This is a messenger RNA of Drosophila innubila, 2469 nucleotides long. Its product is annotated as sodium-independent sulfate anion transporter. The record is from RefSeq and is a predicted model, not a curated record. Gene Ontology annotation, cellular component: membrane. The transcript has 4 exons. Bases 386 to 2287 code for a protein of 633 amino acids. NCBI's taxonomy places the organism in Eukaryota, Metazoa, Arthropoda, Insecta, Diptera, Drosophilidae. Gene Ontology annotation, biological process: transmembrane transport. Gene Ontology annotation, molecular function: sulfate transmembrane transporter activity.